AGAGGCCUUUCGUAUUCAUGUCCGGGACGUCCAUGGCCACGCCCCAUGUCAGCGGCGUGGCUGCCCUGCUGAAGGGGCUCCACCCCGAUUGGUCACCGGCGGCCCUUCGGUCAGCCAUUGUGACGACGGCCUCCGCGUACGACAACGUCGGGGAUGUCAUCCUCGACGAGCAGAAGCAAAGAGCCUCGCUCUUCGACAUCGGCGGCGGUCACAUCACACCCCAGGCCGCCGCCGACCCCGGCCUCGUCUACGAGAUGAACGCCACGGACUACGGCGCGUUCCUGUGCAACGUGCUCGCCGGCCCCCACGAUGACAUACAAGACCUGAUCGGCGAUCAGGGGCUGAACUGCUCCACCCUUCCCGCCGGCGUUCAGGGCUUCCAGCUCAACUACCCAAGCAUUGUGGUGCCGGCGAACACCACGGUUCAGCGGACGCUCACCAGAGUUGGGCCGGCAGAUGGAGGGGAGACGUACUACCUCUUUGUGUACAUGAGGGACCCCUCGGUGAAAGUGAACGUCUCGCCCCGGACGCUUGAAUUCAGCAAUCCCGGCGACAAGCAGAUCUUCCUUGUCUCCGGCGAAUACCAAGGCAAGAACAAGACGGUUGAAGGCGUUUUGAUCUGGAAUACUGCCCACCACCAGAUCAAUACCCGCAUGGUCGUCCACAUAUGAAGAUCAACCGACAGGAGUUGAAAAUAAAUCGGUUGCUUGGCAAGGCAGAAGACGAUGGACACGGUGGUGGCAUCGCUACGAGGGCUUUACGCUGCUAAUCUUCACCCAUGAUCCUAGCUGUUUGUUGGAUCUACUACAUAUUAGUUCUCCCCUGCGUGGGAUAUGCUCCAUGUGUGCUCAAACCACUUAUGUUUGUUGGAUCUGCUAUAUUAGUUCUCCCUUGCAUGGAUGUGUGUUCAAACAUUGUCUGUACGUUUGGUUUGCACUCUGCCUGCCAUUAUGUAUCGAGUAAUUUCUCUUUAUCGGUGAA
Messenger RNA from Triticum dicoccoides, 981 nucleotides. RefSeq names its product subtilisin-like protease 1. Gene Ontology annotation, molecular function: serine-type endopeptidase activity. Lineage: Eukaryota; Viridiplantae; Streptophyta; Magnoliopsida; Poales; Poaceae. The record is from RefSeq and is a predicted model, not a curated record. The coding region runs from base 18 to 671 and encodes 217 amino acids. The transcript is spliced from 2 exons. Gene Ontology annotation, biological process: proteolysis.